Messenger RNA from Gamsiella multidivaricata, 1525 nucleotides. RefSeq lists its product as uncharacterized. Gene Ontology annotation, cellular component: DASH complex; mitotic spindle; mitotic spindle polar microtubule. Bases 223 to 1320 code for a protein of 365 amino acids. The record is from RefSeq and is a predicted model, not a curated record. The transcript is spliced from 3 exons. NCBI's taxonomy places the organism in Eukaryota, Fungi, Mortierellomycota, Mortierellomycetes, Mortierellales, Mortierellaceae. Gene Ontology annotation, biological process: mitotic sister chromatid biorientation.
GACCCCGGAUUUCUUAAGUAAACUGGUAUUAGUUUUACACCAUGGUGUCGGUCUACUAUACAGCAUUUGAGCCCAAAGAUCCCAGGCUCCAGCGCGUCUUUUGUGCGAGCAGAUCAGGUGACAUGCCUGUGCUGUAUUUUAUGAAAAACGCACACAUCACUCUGUCUUCUCCUCAUCCUUAUUCAAGGCAUUGCUCGGGAAUUAUACACGUCUAUACGACCCAUGGUUCAGGAUACACCACACCGCCGCAAGUCGAGAAUAGGACCCGGCCUGCUUCUAAAGCGCUCUGUCGGACACGGAAGCGCGUCUACAACAGCAAGUGAUGCCGGCCACAUACUUUUCAACUCAAUAAGGCAUGAUCAUGAUGGCAACCCUCUCCGGCGUUCACAGCAUCAGAGCCCACAAGACCCCUCUUCAGGCACAUCUCUCUUCUCCCGCCAGCAGCAACAACAGGAGGAGCAUGAACAACAGCACUCAGCACUGGCGCCAUUCCAGUCCAUCUCCCAGCAACUCGAGGAUCCUGUUGAUCAACUUUCGUCCGCCGUGAACCAACUCGAGGAAAAACUUGCUGCCGUGGCGGAUAUCCAUGCAGGCCUGGCAUACUUUAAUGAAUCAUUUGGCGCAUUCCUAUACGGCCUUAAAAUGAUUGCGGAAGAUGUGGAGUGGACAGAGGCACCUACGAAGCGAUCGUUCGAAAGGAUGGAGCAACGAGAGGCGGAGGCAAUCAUGCUUCAGCAGCAGCAAGAGGAACUGGAGCGGAUAAGAAGCCAGCAGAUCUUGGAGCAACAACAGGAGCAGGAGCGACAGAGGAUUGAAGCAGAGAGGCUGGAAGCGGAGCGUAUAAAAGCAUCGCUCUCUAAUCCUUACAACAGCCAUGACGACAGGACCAAUGGACGGGACACAAGUCGACAGAGACGGCCUGGUACUACUGGAGUAGGUGCAGGAGCAAAGGGAAAAGGCGUCACAGCAUCCAGAAUCCCUGCGAGACCCAACAGCUCCAUUGCAGGUGCGUCAAGAGUCGGAGCUGGAGGAGGGGUACGAAAGCUGGUGGGAAAACUGGUUAUGAAGCGCAUGGCUGAACGGCUACCUCUUCGAUAUCGCGACGAGCCACACCGUGGACCGAUUGAAGCCAUUAUGCGGUCUCUGGCUGAACAUAUUGAGGGUCAAGCCCUACCGGAACUGGUCGCAGUGGCGGGUGUAGCACGGCAUCGAUGCAACGAAUACCUGACGUUACUGGCCCAAGUAAAGGAGGUUGUCAAGUCCAAUCAAAAAGGGGGAGUCUUAUACUCAUUGAAUCCGGAUCGGUAUCCCAGUCGGUGAACGACCAUGACAAAAGAUGACUGAUGCUUGACGGGUGACCAUCUGUAGGACCUGCCGCCAAUGGUUCCAUGGCUUCGUUUGCUCGUGUCUCUCGCCUUUUUCUCUUUCUCCUUCACUUACCGUAGUAGACAUAUGGACAGCUUUGUAUUUUUAUCUCAAGUACUAUUUAAUAUAACCGCGGCAAUGGCACGUCGGCUAAUCGCUA